This is a messenger RNA of Eremothecium sinecaudum, 396 nucleotides long. It is a transcript of the gene HTA2, whose product is annotated as histone H2A. Gene Ontology annotation, molecular function: protein heterodimerization activity; structural constituent of chromatin; DNA binding. Gene Ontology annotation, cellular component: nucleosome. NCBI's taxonomy places the organism in Eukaryota, Fungi, Ascomycota, Saccharomycetes, Saccharomycetales, Saccharomycetaceae. The transcript has a single exon. The record is from RefSeq and is a predicted model, not a curated record. Bases 1 to 396 code for a protein of 131 amino acids.
AUGUCAGGAAAAGGUGGUAAAGCUGCUUCUGUUGCUAAAGCGUCUCAGUCAAGAUCUACCAAAGCUGGUUUAACUUUUCCAGUAGGAAGAGUCCAUAGAUUGCUAAGAAAAGGUAAUUACGCACAAAGAAUUGGUUCAGGUGCACCAGUUUAUCUAACUGCCGUUUUAGAAUAUUUGGCAGCUGAAAUCUUGGAAUUAGCAGGAAAUGCAGCUAGAGAUAAUAAGAAGACCAGAAUCAUCCCUAGACAUCUGCAACUAGCUAUCAGGAAUGAUGAUGAGCUGAACAAGUUACUAGGAAAUGUCACUAUUGCACAAGGUGGUGUGUUGCCUAAUAUUCAUGCCAACUUAUUGCCAAAGAAGUCUGCUAAGGCUACUAAAUCUUCCCAGGAAUUGUAA